Bicyclus anynana (squinting bush brown) is the source of this 5393-nucleotide messenger RNA. It is a transcript of the gene lin-28, whose product is annotated as protein lin-28 homolog. Lineage: Eukaryota; Metazoa; Arthropoda; Insecta; Lepidoptera; Nymphalidae. Bases 277 to 933 code for a protein of 218 amino acids. The record is from RefSeq and is a predicted model, not a curated record. The transcript is spliced from 6 exons. Gene Ontology annotation, molecular function: zinc ion binding; nucleic acid binding.
AAACGAAACACGUCUCUAAAAUGUAUCGAACAUAUUUAUACCGCUCAUCUCAGUUUAAAAUAUAUCAUCAAUACAUAAGAUCAAUAAGCUUUCAAUAAUAGGUAACGCUACCUUCAUAGAAAGCCACUUGAGCCUCAAUGAAGGCAUCAAUUUAAAAACAGCUUCAUUAUUUUCCGUCAAAUGAAAGGCGUCGUAUAAUAUUUUUUUUUCGUUAGUAAUGAAGUAACUAUGUGGUGAAACGUUUGAUUUGAUCGUGGGGUGAAUUGGCCAUUAUACAUGAAGGAGUGCAGUGUGUGCGCGGCGGCAGCGGCUGCGGCGGCGGCAGCAGCGUCUUGGAACACGACGUGUGAGCCUGAUGCUGGGAAGACUUCGCCUGUCGUCACCAACGGGACAGUCAACGGUGACGCGUAUGAAUACAAUAAAGCCUUUGAAGGCGCGAGCGGCAGCGCCGUGACGGGAGUGACGAGGCGCGGCUCCUGCAAGUGGUUCAACGUAGCCAAGGGCUGGGGGUUCAUCACCCCAGAAGAUGGCGGACAGGACGUCUUUGUACACCAGAGCGUUAUUCAAAUGCCUGGCUUUAGAUCGCUCGGAGACGACGAAGUGGUGGAGUUCGAGUGCAAAGAGUCUGACAAGGGGCUGGAGGCGACGCGCGUGUCCGGACCGUCUUCUGUGGACUGCCAAGGCUCCCAUCGAAGGCCCUUGUCAAAAAAACGCUUCAGAAAGAUACGAUGCUACAACUGUGGUGAAUUCGCAAACCACAUAGCGGCUAAGUGCAGUAUAGGGCCACAACCAAAGAGAUGCCACAAUUGUAAGAGUGAGGAUCACCUCAUUGCUGACUGUCCUAUAAAGGUGGAGAAGAAAAAGGACGAUUCGCAAUCAAAGAAUUCUGGCAGUUCCCAAGGCAGCGCACAGGGCAGCCCUCAGCAGCCCUAACCUUAUCGUCUACGACUACAUAUUUGUUAUUUUAACAUUCUGAGUGCCUAGUGGGAGUUUAUAAUUUUUUCAUACUGUGACGAUCGCCUAAACAUAAACGCGAAUUUACACGGAAGUGAAACAAUUGUGCAGUAGUGCCACUAGAUGGUGCUGUUUCAAUUCCUUAUAAAUUCGCGUUUACGUUUACGUGAUCGUCACAGUAUGAAACUGCCACUAGGCACACUGUUGGUGUCUCAGCUACCUGCCAUGACAAAACACUGUAUUUUCAGAUACAAUGUAAUGUCAUAGCACGCCAUUAUGAAGACACUGUCGUAACUUAAAAUUUAACAUUUUUAACAUUAACUGUUGGAUCUCCAACAGUUAAGUUAGUAUAAACUACACCUAUUAUUAACACCUAUAUAAUGUAACUUGUAACGAAUCUACCUCAUUGUUUUAUUACCUAAGGACCAGUGUUAUACAUAUUUUGUUAAGAACAAGACUGAUCGUAACAAAACCGUAAAGUACAAAACUAUUCUUAGAUUUUAUAAUUUAAAUUGACAAACGUAACUUUAGUACAAAUUAUAUGUGUUCGAGUGCCCUUUAUUAUUACUUGAUAAUUAUAUUAUUUUAUACCCAAAGUUGUGUGUGCUUGUAUAAUUAUUAAUAAUUUGUUGGUAUAUUCUAUUAUGUAACCCAUAAAAUUAUAUUUAGUUUUAAGUUUAGAAUUUUAUCCUGGCUAUGAAUCAAUUAGCGCAUAAUAGUGUACGUAACCUUCGUCGUAGACGACACUAUGUAAACAAAAUAUAUCGGAUACAAAUUUGAACGCCAUUAAACUUGUUUUUCAAAACUCUGCGCAUAUUCAUAAGUAAUACAAAACAAUACGGUAUUUUAAAACGACAGGUUUACAACAAAUAAAAAAUUAAAUAAAUUAGCUAGAUCUGUUAUAAUUGAACGCAGAUUGAUACUUCGUAUUGCCGAGGUUUUACCGCGCGAAAACUUUUUAGAUUAUGUUUGGAUUUGUGUAAGCUUUUUUUUGCAAGUUUUAAGUUAAAACUAUCAGGCCAUAAAAUAAUAAUAUAAUAUAAAAUAAUAAAUCAGGCCUACCCCAUUUAACAUUCUUUGUUAUGUACUUUUAGGAUUUUUUUUUAAUUUCAAGAGGGCUUAGUAUACAAGCCUUUUUGAAAACAUCAAACUUUGUUGGGAAUGUGUGACUUUACAACCGCUUUAAUAUUUUUUAACCGCUUUUUCAAUUAUUAAUAAAAAUUUUCAAGUUUAAAAAAUUUAAAUAAUUGUAUAAAUACCACAAAACUUUUAAAAUUUACCUUAAGGUGUGAAAAAAAUAGUGAAUUUUCAGUUAUAGUUUGUGUGUGAAAAUUUUGCUUUUAAAAUUUUAUGUUGCACGAACCUUUACGACAAAAAAAAAACUUUUUUUAUUCUCAAAUUCAGUCAGGUUUUUAUUUUAUAUCAUACAAAAAUAGGCAAAAAUAAUAUAAUUUUUCCAAAGAUUUCACCUUUUUCUAAUUACUAGGACAGAAAAAAAUUCAGUCUAGUUUUUAAGAUCAAAGGCUAAUAAAGAGAACAGUAAUUCAAUUUUACAAUAAAGUGCAACUUUAUGUGCCAAAGCAGAAAAUUUUUAUUGCAAUAUAAUUAAUAUAUUUUAGAAUGUAAAAUUUAACGUCAAUUAAGUAUCUACUAAUGUCAUUCCAUAAGAAGUUAAACCUCAAAGUAUGUUUUGUAUUAGCUUCAAAAUUUUCUACAGUAAAAUCAUCCAUAUUAAACAAAAGUAACAUGCUAUAUAAUAUUAUGCGAAUAAUGUUUAAGCCCAUCGAUUUUAAAACUAGUUGUAAGAAAUAUAAAGGUAGAAGUUGAUUAAGUUACUAUUUUAUUUGGUGUGAAAAAUGAACAAAAAUUUUCAUUUUCAUCACACGUUUUGUUAAACUUUUAAUAUUAUAAGAAAAAUAUAUUUAGGAAUACCUCAAUACUGUAACUGAUCUACCUCAUACUUUAUUACAAUUUUAUAUUAGGAGUUAAACUUAAUGAAUGUUAGUAUAUCACUUUAAGUAAUAAUGUAAGGGAUACUUUCCUCAUAAGUCUCAUUUGUUUACAUAUACGAGUACAUACAAAAUAACGUUGAUUUAUAAAAACAUGAAAAAUCACUUUUAAAAAUUACCAAAAUCCACUCAUUGACACUUCUUUGUGCCUAAUCAACUGUCAGUCAGGGCUCCAGAGCGAGUCUCCUCGCCAUACGCGCCUUCUUGAAGAUUACAAUCUUCUGUAUUCAACCCUUAAUCCAGCAUUCAAGCGAAAGCUUCUUGAGGGGGUAGUCGAAGAAUUUUCACCGUAAGAUUUUUAUGAAUUAUCGGUUGAUCCAAUAUCCUAGGUAGCGGUAAUCUCCGGCCAUUUAUUUUGAUAUUUAUUUCUUUUCAGUUUACACCUUACCUGUUCAUACUAGUAGUUCAGAUCGUCAUGUGGAAUAUAUCUUGUGGAUCGAUUCUUUGUGUGUAAAUGUAUUUUAACAUAGACGGAAACGUUCUUUUUUGAGUAUGUCUAUAAGUAUUCGCAUGAAUAUUUCUUAACAUCAGGUAUUGUGCCGAAAAUUCUACUGAAAACUAUAAGUAUAUCUGCUAGAUGGUUUACAAAAGCCUUUCACAAAACAAAUUAUUUUUUAUAAAAUUCUUAUAAUUUUUUUUAGACUAUAAUAAUUAUUAUAUCAAAAAAUUAUAUCUAUGUAUAUUCAGCUGUGGAUACUUAUCUUUUCCAGAUUUCCAUCUCAUAUACGUUUCACUAAACUUUUAACUUCUAAAAUGCUUAAGUAACAAAUUAUUUGUCAUUUUUAAAAUUUAAUUUAUAUUAAAAUAUACAAAAAUACUAUACAAUAAAAAAAUAAUAUAAAAUUUUUAAUAGUGUUUUGUAUUAUACAAAAUAUAAUAAACUAAACACUAUUAAAAAGUCAACCCUGCCGCUGCAUUUGAAUGCCCAAGCAACCAGCCAGAGUGAGGAACCUCCUUACAAUACGUGACGUCUCAAGAAUCAUUGCUGUCUGUACCCGACUCAUGAUCCAACAGUUGAGCGAAAUCUUGAGGUUUUAGUCGAAGCUUUUGGCUAUAUGACCAUUGACUGAAACAACUAUCGGAACAAUAAUAGUUGACUCAACAUUCCACAUGGCGAUAAUCUCGUGAACAAGGUCCAAGUAUUUACUUCGUCCUUUUCGGCUAUAAUAUACAGGGUGUCCCGUAAAUAUUACGACAUACUUUACGAGAUGAUAGCUGACAUCAAGACCAACUAAAAUAACGCAGUAUAUUAUGUUAGCCGAAAUUUUACGUUUUACGAGUUUUAAAGUUAUAUCGAUUUUUGUACAAAAUUCAAAAAUCCCUACCUUCAUUGCCGUUAAGUCAUACCAUGUGUGUGAAAAAUUACUUAUUUAUAAAUAAUUAUUUACGUAAUUAUUUUUGAAAAGUUGUUUCAAGUAAUGAUAGCAAGUAAUGAUAGUUUAAUUUUUCUACUGCAAAGUAAGUUUUUACCAAAAAUGGAAUACCAUUUUUUAUGUUUAACGUUUUUUUGUGUAUGUAUUUUUAACGUUCACUUUGAAAAAAUAUUGUACUAGGCAAAGUUGUACAUCUAACUUAAAAACUUGGCCAUUUAUUGGGGGAUUCCAAAGAUGUACAAUAUUAGUACAUUAUUGUCAAACGCUUCGUCACUUAAUGAAUUAGGACUUAAUGUCAGCUAUUACCCUGUACGUCGUACUAUUUACGGGACACCCUGUAUAUUUAUUAAUGAAUAGAAAGAUAUAAUGUUAUUUCCCACGUCCUGUAAAACCUGCAUUUCGUUUCACUUACAGCACUAUGUUAAAACAAUAAGAUUCCUUGAAUAUUAUUUAGAUAUAUAACAUACAAGUACAUAAAUUUUGUUUUAUUUAGAGACUGCCUGCAUUUAAUAUUAAAUUAACAUUAAAUACUUAAGAAAUAAUUAUAAGGAGUUGAAAAAGUUUCAUUAUAUCAGGUAUAAAAAUCGUGUUAAAUGAAUCACGUAGUUUUCUGUGGCAUUUACUAUAAAAUUUACUAUAGUAAGGAACAUAGAAGUCAAUGAAAAAUUGUAUUCUUUUCUAACUAGUGAUUACAAGCAAUACUGACUGCAUAGUUAACUGGUAUUUAGCAAACUAUAUUUUGAAUUAAAAAAAAUGACAGCAUAAUCAUUGAAAAUUAGGUAUUACGAAUACGGGUUUCUUAAAUUUAAUUAUUAUAUAGAUAUAAGAAUGUAAUUAUUUAUAAGGUUUUAAAGACUAUUGGAAAUCAUCUACCUCAUAAUUUAAUAAAAUUUAGAGUUUAUUAUUAAGUUAAAAUUAUAAACGUAUACAAAGUCUAGGAUUAUUUUCAUUCUAUCUUCGAAUGCUGAAUGAUUAAAGGUUUUGUAUUUCUUAUGUUUAGAGUUUAAAUUUUGUUUUCUUUUUAUUUUUCAAAGAAAAAUAAAGUAUAAAAUGUAAA